This is a messenger RNA of Bacillus rossius redtenbacheri, 11752 nucleotides long. It is a transcript of the gene SPoCk, whose product is annotated as calcium-transporting ATPase type 2C member 1. Gene Ontology annotation, molecular function: ATP binding; P-type calcium transporter activity; ATP hydrolysis activity. Gene Ontology annotation, cellular component: Golgi membrane; endoplasmic reticulum; plasma membrane. The coding region runs from base 950 to 3646 and encodes 898 amino acids. Lineage: Eukaryota; Metazoa; Arthropoda; Insecta; Phasmatodea; Bacillidae. Gene Ontology annotation, biological process: intracellular calcium ion homeostasis; calcium ion transmembrane transport; manganese ion transport. The record is from RefSeq and is a predicted model, not a curated record. The transcript is spliced from 21 exons.
UGCAUGUACUUCAUAUUGAUUAUUUAGUUUGUACCUAGAAUUUUCGGUAUUAUAUUUCUAAAGUUGUUUAUAUCUACAGUUACCGGAAACACAACUGUAUAGCUGUUAUUUUUGUAGAUACUUUGAUUCUAUAUUACGGUCGAAAUUUAGCGUAUUCUACCCUAAAGUCUCAUCUUACGGUAUUGAACUAGGUCAUGUCUGGUUCCACUUAAGAAAAUCAAUUACUCGGUCCACGUCGCAUAUUGAUUUAUUUCAGUGCAGGGGGAUAUAAGGGUGUUGUCUUAAAAUUACAACUUUAAACAGGCAUUUAAAAUAAAUUCUUUUGAAAGGUUAAAUUCUGCUGUACCGUGAGGUGUUAUUGCACUGCUAGCAAAUUUAAACUUUGGCGCGAUAUUUUUGUUGUUCAUAGCGCUGAACGUUUAUUAAGAUAUUAAUUUCCGUCAAUAGGUAGGUUUACCGUAUGAUGUACCCAUUACCGGCAUGAUUAAUUUAGAAAUAAUAGCACAAGUGUAACAAUAGCACAGGAUUUCCCCCCCCUCUCAAAUUGAAACUCGAGUCAAAAACUUACAUGUCAGUGCUAAUUAUUGAUUCGAUUUAAAAUUUAAAAAUCAGGACAUGUAUUUAAAAGUAUUCGCAGAUGAUUUGUACCUGCAAAUUAUUUUUAAUUUAAAUUUUGCAGUUUUUUAAUCAACACGUUUUUUCACAUCAAAAGCAUCAAAAGAUAGAGCACAAUACCAGCGAACGCACGUACGUAAAGUGAACUGCAUUUUCUAUAGGCAUAUUAUGGCAUGUAAUUCAGUUAUGGGGAAAAGUUGCUAAACACGCAUAUUUUCAUGAACUCUGGGAUUGCAUUAAAGGUGACAGAAUUGUAAGGCAGUUAAAAUUCAUAAUGCCUGAAGUAUAUGCACAGAAUCUUGCUUUGCUAAUGGAAUAGGCGGAUGCGCAGAGCAUGUGGCUGACGACGGGCCAGGCCUGCGCGCUGGGCGCGGAGGAAGUGUCCGCGCAGCUGCGCGUGGACCUGCGACGCGGCCUGGGCUGGCGCGAAGCCGAGCUGCGCAGGCAGCUCACAGGCUUCAAUGAGUUCACGGUGCACGAGGAGGAUCCACCUUGGAAGAAGUACAUAGAGCAAUUCAAGAACCCUCUUAUACUUCUGCUCCUCGGCUCGGCGUUCGUCAGUGUCUGCAUGAAGCAGUUCGACGACGCUGUCAGCAUCACUGUGGCCAUCAUCAUCGUUGUGACUGUGGCCUUCGUUCAGGAGUAUCGUUCCGAGAAGUCGCUGGAAGAGCUGACGAAACUGGUUCCACCAUCAUGUCACUGUUUACGAGACAGCCAUUUAGAGACGUUUCUGGCUCGAAACCUGGUGCCCGGCGACGUUGUGCACCUGAAUGUUGGUGAUCGUGUGCCAGCGGACAUCCGGCUGUUCGAGGCCAUAGACUUGUCCAUCGACGAGAGCAGCUUCACCGGGGAGACCGAGCCGUGUAACAAGACCACUGCCCCUGUCCUGAAGUCCAAUGGCCACUCGUCCAUGAAGAACAUUGCCUUCAUGGGCACGCUGGUGCGGUGCGGCAAUGGGAAGGGCGUCGUGGUGAACACGGGGGAGAAGUCUGAGUUCGGAGAGGUGUUUAAGAUGAUGCAGGCGGAAGAGGCACCCAAGACUCCUCUUCAGAAGAGCAUGGAUAACCUGGGCACCCAGCUGUCACUCUACUCCUUCUGCAUCAUCGUGCUGAUCGUGUUGAUGGGCUGGGUGCAGGGCAAACCCAUCCUGGACAUGAUGACCAUCGGAGUCAGUCUCGGCGUCGCUGCCAUACCUGAAGGUCUGCCCAUCGUGGUGACGGUCACGCUUGCUCUGGGAGUGAUGCGGAUGGCCAAGCGGAAUGCGAUUGUCAAGAAACUGCCCACUGUGGAGACGUUGGGUUGUGUCAGUGUGAUUUGUUCCGACAAGACGGGAACCAUCACCAAGAACGAGAUGACUGUGACGGUCAUUGUCACCUCUGACGGAUACCUCGCGGAAGUGUCUGGUGCGGGAUACAACGACCAAGGAGAGAUUCGCAUCCACAAAUGUGACAGCGUGGACAUAGCGAGAGACUCUAUAUACAGUCUGCUCGAGGUUGGCUGUGUGUGCAACAAUGCUGUGAUCAACGGAGAAACAUUAUUGGGGCAACCCACAGAAGGAGCUCUUCUUGCUGUGGCGAUGAAGCACGGCAUGUAUGGUGUUCCUGACAAGUAUUUGCGGCUGCAGGAGUACCCCUUUAGCUCCGAGCAGAAAAUGAUGGCUGUGAAGUGCGUCUCGAAAUAUUCUGAUAAUAAAGAAGAAAUAUUUUUUGUGAAGGGUGCAUUAGAGAAAAUACUCCAACAGUGCACUAAGUACCAGUCUAAUGGGGCUGUUUAUACUCUCAAUACAAAGAAAGAGCAAGAGUUCUUGGCUGAAGGUUAUGAGAUCGGCAGGAAAGGCUUGAGGGUGGUGGGCAUGGCUCGGGGCUCGUCUCUCCAAGACCUGGUGUAUGUGGGGUUGGUUGGGAUCUGUGAUCCCCCGCGGCCAUUCGUGCGGGAGUCCAUCCAAACCCUCCUGCAGUCCGGGGUGAAAGUAUGCCUCGUCACUGGGGAUGCCCAGGAAACCGCCACAGCUAUUGCGGCGAUGGUUGGAUUAGACACUAUCCACUCACAGGUACUGUCUGGGGAUCAGAUAGACCUCAUGUCAGACCACCAGCUGGAGCAGUGUGUCAAUGACGUCAGCGUCUUCUACCGGGUCACACCUCGUCAUAAGCUCUGCAUCGUUAAGGCCUAUCAGAGGAAAGGCCACAUUGUGGGGAUGACAGGAGAUGGUGUCAAUGAUGGAGUGGCGCUCAAGAAGGCAGACAUUGGCAUUGCCAUGGGGAAGAAUGGCACAGACGUGUGCAAAGAGGCUGCAGACAUGAUCCUGGUCGAUGAUGAUUUCAACACCAUUAUCUCGGCGAUCGAGGAAGGGAAGGGCAUCUUCUACAACAUUAGGAACUUUGUGAGGUUCCAGCUGAGCACCAGCAUUGCCGCCCUCUCUCUGAUAGCGCUGGCUACGCUCAUGGGCAUCCCCAACCCCCUCAACGCCAUGCAGAUACUCUGGAUCAACAUCAUCAUGGACGGCCCGCCGGCACAGAGCCUGGGUGUGGAGCCAGUUGAUAAAGAUGUGGUGAAGCAGAAGCCAAGAAACGUGAAAGAGCCUAUGAUUACACGAUCCCUUAUCUUCAACGUGCUGCUCUCUGCCUGCAUCAUCAUCGGGGGAACACUGUGGGUCUUCAAACGGGAGAUGAGUGACAAUAUAAUCACCCCAAGAGACACAACCAUGACCUUCACUUGUUUCGUCUUUUUUGACAUGUUCAACGCUCUCAGUUGCAGGUCGCAGACAAAGUCCAUCUUCUCAAUUGGCCUGUUCAGUAACCGCAUGUUUCUGGUUGCUGUGACGCUGUCUGUGAUUGGUCAGCUGCUCGUCGUGUACUUCCCUCCACUGCAGAUGGUGUUCCAGACAGAGGCCCUUCACGUCACAGAUAUUGUGUUCCUGGUCGGCCUGACAUCAACAGUAUUCAUAGUCUUGGAGCUGAAGAAAUGCGCAGAGCGUGAAGUUGAGAAGCGCCAGAAGACGAUGACAUGGAAGAAGGAGCUCGACUUCGUAUGACAGUUAAGGAAAACCAGGAGCAAGACCCGACUAGAUUAAGUUCGUUACUUAUUUCUUCUCGAACCCCUUUUGGCCGCCACAAACUUAAAAAAGGGGAGGGAAUUAUAUUUUUUAUUAUUUAUUUAUUUAAGAAAAAAUGAGGAGGUCUCUUCUGGUUGCCCAGUCAAAAUGUGUGCUGCAACAGCAUUCCUAAAACUUUUUUACAAUUUCCACUCUCAUAUGUUAAGAAGAAAAUAAUUAGAUACUAUUAUCUUUUAACAUUGUUGCUUAAAUAAUAACACUGCUUUUAGAAUUUCUAUCUUGCCUAAUGGGUACGAUCUAUCACGUUCCCACUUGAAAAUUUUGGACACCUCUAUUUAGCUUGUCUUAUAGCUUUAGAUGUCAUGUUAAUAAGUAUUUAAUCCGUAUGGCAUGUUCAUAUAAAUAUGUCCUUUUUGAGUUGUAUCAUUUGAUUUAAAAAAAAAAAUUAUUAGAUUUAAGGAGAGCUGUGCAUUCAGCUUUUUCUAGCGUGUUUAAAGUGAGGAUCUGUGAUAUAAUGAACCUGGCAAAGUUAAAAAAUGGAUAUCUAAGUAUUUAUUUAUAUAUAUAUAUAUUGUGUAUGGUUAAAGAAGAACCAUUUAAUUUAUUUUCUUGGCUGUUACAUUAUUGCUUCAAUGUUACCUAGAUUGACAUGAUUUAGAGCAGCCAAGUUCUGUAUGUUACUAUGUCAGAAGUUUUUGUAAUGUUGCAUAUUUGAUGUUUUUAAAGUUUCAUGCCCUAUUAAGUGCAACUACAUGAAUUUACUUUGUCAUUUAAAUUUGGUGAGCCUUGUAGUUUGAGAUGCUGGUUGUGUUUUUUGAAGCCCCAGUGACAUAGGUUCGUCAGGAAUAUCAAAGUUGUUUUAAACUUAAGCAUUUAAUUUUAAAAACAGUUUUCAUUUUUGUCCUCCUAUUUAAUAUCUCAUAAUAUAGAAUUAUUUAUGUAGUCACCAAGUUAAUUUUAAUUUUUCUGAAUUUUUUCCCCUUUAGCAUCAAUAAUAUGGCUGCUUAUUAUAUUUUGUACUUAAGUGAAGAGUAGACUAAUUUUGUUCCCAUAGUUGUGAUUUUAUGUGUGUAGGUAAACUCUUUAAAGACUUGUUUCCACUAAAUAUUUCUUUCAAGCUAAAGUAACCAGUUUCUUGAAAAAGCAGCUAGUAGUGAUUGUGACAUUUAAAUUAUUAUUAUAGUAAUAUAUUUCAACCUACUGAGAAAAAAUUAUGGACGAACCACUAUAAAUGUUAAUCAAAUAAUAAUAAUAAAAAAAAGUUGCUUAAUUUUUUUAAAAUUAUUUGAUUUUACUUGAAAAUUAAAUUACUAUUUGCUGUGCAAGUAACUUGUCUCCUGGAGGAACACCGUUUUAUGGUAAAUAUGCACCAUAACUGCUAUAUAAAUAUAAGUUAUUUAAUUUUUUAGAAUUUGGUUUUACUACUUCUUUAUGUGAAAGAACAAUUAUGAGCUGGUAAAAUAUACCUUUUUGUUUUGUGAAAUAUCUGAAUUUUGAUAGUUACUUGUAGUAUUUGGAAAAUUCCAAAUCUCGAAUGUAUUGUACCUAAAGAAUUGUGAAAUAACUGUAGAAAAGGCUCUAUUUAGAUAAAGUAUUUUAGACUUUUCAAUUUGAAGUAGAACCCUGUUAAUCUUUUGAAGAACUCAUUGUUUUAUAUAUUAAUAAAAAUGCUGAACAGUGUUAGAUUUACUUAAUACAUUUGGAAGUCAGAAAGAAUUUCCACUGGAAACAUAACGGGGUUCUUUUUAGUGUUGCACUACAGGUUCCAUGUAAGGCCUAGGGGACCCUAGUCAAAGAUACAAAAUAAAAUAAUUAAAGUGCUUCUGUGUAUUUACGUAAGUGGUGUUUUAGUCUGAAGUCUGAUGGUUUAACAGUGGAUUACAAACAAUAAAUCAUUGAGUGUUAUUGUAGCGGCACUUCCGUCUUAGGAAUUUAUCAUCUGUAUCUGAAGUGUAAUGCCUGUUAUCUUCGCACUCAUAGCUGCACCAUUUGUACUUAGUAACAAUAAAAUAAACAUUUUAAUCAUGAAAGUAAUGUGCAACAUAAUGCACAGUAGUUUCAUAAAUACACACAACAUAGCUGGAGGUUACUGACUAGUGUUGCAAUGCAUUUUAUUUUACACAAGUACUACUUAAAACCGUAUGUCAAAAUUGUAUCUUUUUUUUAUCUGAAAGAAUAAUAUUGGAUGCUGGUAUGAGUUUAACACUAAUUACAGUUACAAUAAGAGUUUAAGUAUACAGUAAUAUCCUGAACUUACGCGCUAGGCGGGACUGAGCGAUAACCGUGUAUGUCAAAUUCACAUUGAAGUCAGGGUACAAUUUUUCAUAUAAAUACAUACAUACAAAUUAUGUUUGAUUGGGAUCAGAAACUAAAAAAAAACAAUAAUUUAUAAAUAAAGUUUAAUAAAAUCUUAGAAAGUACAACAAAUUAUAUUAUGAAUUGCAGAAAUGUACACCAACGUUAAUUUGAUGUAGAUGGCUUCAUAAAAUCUAAUAGUCAUCUGGCCGAUCGAAGACAUUAUCUUCUCGUGCAAAGUUUCCUUGUAGUACGUUAACAAUAUUUUUCAUUGCUUGUUUUGUAGCAGAAAUGCACUCUUCAUUGGGGUCUGUGAUUUCCAAAAUUAGUAAACCUUUUUCAAUUAAACUGAAACAGAGAGCUCAUUAUUGUGUCUCAGCUUGAUGCAGAUGCACAGAUGAUCUCCUCACAUAUUAAGCUUUGAAUGUAUUGACUCCAUAGUUCAUUGGGUUAAGCAAGCUGGUUUUAUUUGGUGGCAAAAAUACAACUUUCACGCAUUGGUCGAAAUUAGUUAAAGUAGCUGGAGGAUGACCUGGUGCAUUAUCGAUUAAUAGCAUCAUUUAAAAUGUGAUUUGUUUAGAUUGGCAAAAAUGUUUUACUUGGGUAUGAAGUAAUUACCAAACCAGUCCUCAAAAAAGGAAAGUUGUUAUCCAAGCUUUAUUAUUCAACUUCCAAACUGGGCAAGCUAGCUUUAGAUUUAUUUUUGAAUGCUCUUGGCUUUUCUGAGUGAUAAACUAAGGGCAGUUUAACCUGAAAUCACCAGCUGCAUUCGCACCAACCAUCACUGUUAUUUAAUCUUUAGCGACCUUAAAACCUGGAAAGGUUUUCUCUUCACGUGUGAUAAAAGUUCUAGGCAUCAUCUUCCAGAACAGGCCAGUCUCAUCACAUUUAAUAUGGUUUGGCUGGUAUAGCCACAUUAUUUUAUCAUAGUUUUGAGUUUCUCUGGAUAGACACACGCAGCCUCUUCACUUUCUGCAAUGCUGUGCCAAUUACAGCGACUUUUGAAUCUGCUGAACCAACCAUUACUAGCUUUAAACAUGUCAUCUUUUAGCCACCUCCCCUGCUUAUUUUAAUCUCUCGAAAAUCAGCUUAGCUUGAAACGUACCAUGUUCUAUCACCAGGACAAUUUUUCACAUUUACUUGAUAAUUAUAGCAUUGUUUCCAUGACUGGGUAGCGUAAGUUGAGGUAUUACUGUAGUUUUAAAAAAGCUCUUAAAUAUUUUUGACGUGAAACAUCUUUAAAAUCACACCAAAACAUACGGGUAUCAGAACAGAAAUUUUUAACCGUAAGAAAAGUUCUAUAUAGUCUUGUCUUAAUAAGUCCCUGUUAGUUUUAGAGACAUAAGUGCGGUAUCAUUAUUUAACAUGCAUAGACAGCUCACUGAUACAACCUUUAGUUUGUGUCAUGGGCAGGCGGGCUGGUGGGCAAGGGGAACCGGCACUCUCACUUCUUUCUAUUCAGUGUAACUCAAGACUCAGGCGUGAUAGCGCAGUGAUUCGUGUGUGUGUAUAGAGUUUAUUUAGAUCACUCAUUCUAUUUAAGCCAAUAAUAGUGUAUUUUGGACGAUAUUUAUAUGAGUAAACGUAAAGUAAGCCUAUAAAAGAGUAUUAAAACAAUGUCAGCCUCGGCCUGUGCAAGAGCCAGCCGAAAAUAUAAAUCACGCCUAUCAUUGGAAAGAGGAGGCUAUGGGCCACGCACAGGUAUCCCAAUGUCCGGUGCCGAGCAAGCGAAACUUGUUUCGGGAGCAUCGCAAAUCUGCCACGGCAUACUGUGUGAAUGACACUGACUCCGCGAGCACCUCUACCGCUUUUGUACCUGUUCCAAUGAACACAUCGAGUGAAGAUAGCACCCACUCAUGUUUUAGUACGCAGUCAAUGUCUCGUUUUUAUUUCAAUCCCUUACACUGAGAGACUCGCUGAUAUAGACGUUGCACAUCAAACCAAUUGCAGUGUGUACCAACAGCCCGACCCAAUUUAAAAAAUACUGUUAAGGGUGUUUUUAAUGAGAUGAUGAUGAUGAAUAGAAAAGAAAUAGGACUAAACAGUCUUUUGUUCUCUGUCUAGGACUUAAAUUCAUAAAAUUUUCUAGAUCUUGCCAGAAUAACUAUUUAAAAGGCCCCCACCACACACUGGUUUCACAACUCUUGAGUUGAGCUGGUUCGAGAGCAACCAUAUGCUAACAAAAUCACACACUUCAAUGGCAGAUUAAACUCUCAAGCAAAACUAGAGGAAUCCGACAGUAUAACUUCUGUAACAAAGUACUAAUUUAAAAACACAAAGACUUUUUCAAUCUGAAUUAAAUUUGCAUUUUAAGGUUUGUACAUUGUUUGUAGCAUUGUAAAUUGGGGGGGAGGGGGGGGGGGGGGAAGAGAAAAAUCUUAUGCCCUUACAGUAUUCAUAGGAUUGCUGAAAAUGCAGUACAGUACCUCAUUUACCUAGAAUUGGACAAUUUUCACAGAAAAAUUCUGUGAAAUAAAUGGCUUUUGUAAACUGAUUUUCAUUAUAGUUUAGCUUAAACAAUGGAUAUUUCUUUCAUAAUUUUUCUGGUAAUUUCUAUUAAUUUCUGCUAAUUCUAUUAAGAGAACUCACUAUUACAGCACUGGUCUUGAGCAUGAUUAUUUUCUUAACUUAUGUAGCGAUGAAAUCUGAUGUGCAUAAUUUUUGCAUUGCUUUGUUAAUGCAGUUAGAAAGAAAAACACAUUUUUACAUCAUUGAUGCACUUGCUAAUUCAAAUAUUGUUACCAGCUGCACAGAUGGAUUCAUUGUAGGUUUGCCUUAGUAUAAUCAGUCUUGUUGAAAAUGUUUUCUUGUAUGUACUUGUGAAUGUGUUUCAGAGAGGGAAACAAUGUCAAAAAUGCAGUUGUGGAUGAAAUUACAUUGAACUGUCAUGAGCAGAGCUAAUUGAAUGUCUCGUACCAAACACAAACAAAUUAAGCAUAGAUACUAAAAAGCUACUGUAGAUUUGGUAUCAUAUCAAUGUUUUAAUCUUUUAUAGUCUUUCCAUUAUAAUUUUUAGUUCCAGGACUGUGUUAUAUCACUCAAUUUUCAGUGGUCUUUAUUUUCUUAAGCCAAUCGAUAGUAAAUUUCUAUGUGUUUUUAUUUGGUUAACAAUGUGGCAAAUGUUUUUUUAUUCUCAUGUUUUAUUUAAUUUCUGGCAAUCUCAGACUUAAACCGAGGCAUUUUGUAUGAGGUAUACAGACUAAUUGCAAAGAUAGAGAAUGGUUGAACAACAAACUGCUGAGAUGGCUUCUUGACUACUACUACUGUAUAUAUUAGUAGGCCAUUAUUCAACAUGUUAAAAAACUGUAGUUGCAUUAAGCACACAGUUUGAGAGAGGAGAGUCACUUUAAAACUUCACUAUUAAGCUAUGCUAGUUGAUUAACAAACAUAGUGUGUUGGUGGAUUUCAGCACAAUGACAAUGUUUUCUCAAAGCAGUAUUUGUAUGUAUCAUUGUGGGUGUAGUUUUGUUGCAGGGACGGAUCUACAUGGCUUUCCUUCACCCUGGGCAAAAUUUGUGAUUCCCUCUUCCCCCACAAAAAAAGUAUUAACAUACCAGGGAUGAUUUUUGUUUUCCACCAAUGUACAUAUUAUGUAAAAUUUUAAGUUAAAUUCGACCAAACACAAAGUACUUACCAGUGUUACAGUGAAUGUUUUUUUGUCACAACCUCUACGCAAGAAUGCAUGUGCAAACUCAAUAGAAACAUGAGUAAUAAAGAUCACAAUUGAAAACAUGAUAUUAAUAAUUAGCAAAAUUGAAAUAUUAUUUAUUGUGUGGUUCUAUUUGCCUUUAAUUAUAAACUUUCUGCGGUGUAGUAGAAAUCUGCUAGCCAUCCUUUGCCCCCUCCAACAGCUCCGGGGCAGGAUGCCCUCCCUAGAUCUGUCUCUGUUUUGUUAUAGGAAACUUUUUUUUUUGUAACCACCAGUUUGUAGAAACACCAUUCAUUAGACCAGCCAAACACACGUAAAAUUACUUCUGUAAAAAAAAAAAGUUGUACCAAUUAGAAAUCUUGAAAUUUAAGCAAAAGUAAGAGAUGUACAUACAUCUCAUUCUAGUCUCUUAUGUGCUAAGAGUGCUUAUGAGAAUCUGUUGGGCCUAAAAAUUUCACUGCCAGCUUUCAGCUAUUAUACUCAAUUAAUUUUAUGACUUACAAAUAAUAUAAGUUAAAAAAAUUUUAUACGUAACUAAGGUUUGAUGGAAACUGUCAAGAUGUUCAAAUUAGUCCAUACAUUAUAUAAUAUUAAAACAUAAACAACUUUUUCAAAGUUUUGUUUAUGUACUAUAUCACUGUAAAAUCUUAAACUUAAGUUCAUUAUUUCAAAUAAUUAUGUUUUUUUAUACUUAAUAUAUGGCUGGAAGCUUGACAGAGAGGCAUAGUGUGUGUGUUAAAUGUUUCCCCCCACUUCUCUCUCAAGCACACCCAUGUGUGUGGAACUGUAAAGAACCAUUCUUACAUGUCACUGUGUGUACUUGACUAUAAACUUACCAGGAAAAUAAAAAGGGUUCAACAGUGCAGCGUUGCCUCUUCACCAAAGUAACAUGAGCCCAUAAGCUAUAUUUAAAAAGAGUCUGCAAGGAUGGACAGGGUUUACCCUUGCACACUGUCUCUACAAUACAAAUACGUAUCUUAAAUAGUUUACAGCCUUGUAAAUGUUCAGCCCUAUGUAUUCCAUACAUUGUGCAUCAUGUACUGUGGCAAAACAAUCAAAAAUUGUGCUACAAUUGUGUAGAAAUUGUAUGUUGACAGUCCGGGAACAAUAAGGUGGGAAUUAUUGGACACCUAUUUAUAGCUGAAAGGGAUAGAGAAUUUUGGUUUCAUUUUCCUUAAGAUGAAGUCAGAAAAAGUCUUCAAUUAACGCUACUUUCCGAAACUUUGUGCACCCUUAUAAAUCAGCAAAUUAGCUGAGGCCCAGGCAAGUUAGGUAGUGCUGAUGUGCAGCUGCUGAAGGGCAUUGUAAUGAGGGGCUGUUUUCAAGGGCUAUAUUACUAGCAGUAUGGAUAGAACCUUCGACUUUUGGUUUUUUACAUGAAUAGAAUGUAAUUGGGAACAUUGUAUUGGUGCAGUACAAGAUGUGAUGAUAAGCACAUAAAAGUUUGAUGUAUAAAAGCUUACCAUACUAAGUUAGUUACCAUGUAGACUUGGUUCAUAGCUGUUCCCACAGAGGCAGCGUUGUGCUAGAGCCUUAUUGGAGGAAGCUAAUGCUUGCUCUUUGCACAAGCUCAUUGUGUGCACUGUUUUGUUUUUGUAUUCUAUCUGCAUUUUUGUGUGCUUUGCAUAGAAAUGCAGGAUUGAAGGACCUGUCACAUUUUGACAGUUCAGGUCUCACAGGAAUGUUUAACACAAAAUUUGAAUUAUUCUGCAACUGAUUUUUUUCCCUUCUGUUCAUGUUAAUGUUACAGGGCAUUUAGUGUCUAAUAGCAAAAAAAAUUAACAUAUUUUUAAUUAGUAUCGAUUAAUGGCAGCAAAUGGUAAUAAACUUUGUUACAAACUACCAUAUUACCAGAGUGAGAACCAAAUGGUAAUGAACUUUGUUACAAACUACCAUAUUACCAGAGUGAGAACUUUGUGAUUUGUUAAGCACAAGAUAAUGAUAUAGAAUUAGUUUAUAUGUAUAAAAAUAUUGCAGUGAUUUAGUAAGUUAAAUUCAUUUUGUAUUAAGUUUUUUAUAUCACAGUGAAUCAUUUUGUUUUCCAGAUUAUUUUUGUGACUUUUUUACAGUGUCGUUGUAUGAGUUAGGAAUUGCAUGUAUGUAUUUGAACUGAAUAAGAAUGAACACAAGCUUCCUCCAGA